Molecule: messenger RNA, 132 nt
Organism: Funneliformis mosseae
Lineage: Eukaryota; Fungi; Glomeromycota; Glomeromycetes; Glomerales; Glomeraceae
Source: the annotation of a GenBank genome assembly
AUGAGUGCUUGUUCAAAGGUGACAACUAUAGUUGUAUCAUCUGUUAAAACUUCUUUGCCCUUUUCUUUAUUGAGCAGAAGAGGGUCAACAUUCAUAAUAACUGGAGUUUCUUUAUUGUCGUUGUUGUGCUAG